ACGUCAUAUACGUGAUUAAAGCUAGCUAGCUAGCUAGCCUAGUACCUUGAUGAUACGUAUACCAAGAAUCACAUCACAAGCUCCAGUGCAGUGUGUUGGAGCAAGAUGUCAGAACACCUUCGUCUUAACGAAGCAGAGGAGAGAGUAAAGGAUGGUAAUUGGAAAAGAUGGGGCCCCUAUCUAUCAGAACGUCAGUGGGGAACUGUCCGCGAGGACUAUUCUACUGACGGAUCGUGCUGGGAAUAUUUUCCUCACGACCAUGCCCGAUCCCGUGCCUACAGAUGGGGCGAAGAUGGAUUGCUUGGUAUUACAGACAGAGAAUGUAGGCUUUGUUUUGCUCUGUCUCUCUGGAAUGGUAAAGAUCCCAUCUUGAAAGAAAGACUCUAUGGUCUCACAGGUCCUGAAGGUAACCAUGGUGAAGACUGCAAGGAGUGUUACUACUAUCUUGACUCUUCUCCCACCCAUAGCUACAUGAAGGCGCUCUAUAAGUACCCUCAGGGGGAAUACCCAUAUGCUGAUCUUGCAGGAGAGGCCAAGAAAAGAAGUGUCCAGGAUCCAGAGUAUGAACUAGAAGAUACAGGUGUAUUCAACGAGAGUAAGUACUGGGACGUAGUUGCCGAGUAUGCGAAGAACACACCAAACGACAUGCUGAGUCGUAUCACGGUAUACAACCGUGGUCCUGAGACUGCGACCAUCCAUGUGCUACCCACACUGUGGUAUCGUAAUACAUGGAUAUGGGGCUGUUCACACGAGGGCUGUACCAUGAAACCUAAAAUGACGCUAAUGAAGAACGGCAAGACGUUGUGCUCACACGAAACACUAGGCAAGUUUGUAUUCGUGUAUGAUGUGGGACCAGAUGGAGAGAAGCCAGAGAUACUCUUCACAGAAAACGAGACCAACAUGAAGAAACUCUACGAUGUAGAACAUUACACAACCUUUGCCAAAGAUGGCUUCAAUGCAUACGUUAUAGAUGGUGUAAAAGAAGCAGUAGAUGUGCGUUGUCGUGGAACCAAGUGUGCCCCUCACUAUGUACUAGAGGUACCUGCAGGAGAGAAAGCUGUUGUACGGAGCAGGUUCUUUGCAGAGAGUGAGGAUCCUGGGACAUACUUUGGAGAGGAGGCCUUUGAUGCUGUGUUUGAGGCCAGAAUCAAAGAGACUGAUCAGUUUUAUAAUCAGGUCAUUCCAGCCAACUGCAAUCCAGAAGAGCGUAGCAUGGCCCGUCAGUGUUAUGGAGGUCUGCUAUGGAGCAAGCAGUUCUAUCAUUACAUCGUAGAGAGCUGGUUAGGAGGAGACAAAGCCACACCUAACCCACCGGAGAGUAGAAAGAGCGGUAGAAAUGUGGAAUGGAAACAUCUAUUCAACAGAGAUAUCAUCUCCAUGCCAGACAAGUGGGAAUAUCCCUGGUAUGCAUCAUGGGACCUUGCAUUUCACAUGAUCCCGUUUGCCAAGAUAGAUCCAUUCUUUGCCAAGGAACAACUUCUGCUCUUCCUCAGAGAAUGGUAUAUGGCUCCAAAUGGUCAGAUACCAGCAUAUGAAUUCCAGUUUAGUGAUGUAAACCCACCGGUGCAUGCUUGGGCAGUUUUCAGGGUCUUCAAGAUGACGGGGGUCAGAGGUCAGAGGGAUAGACUCUUCCUAGCUAGGUGUUUCCAGAAACUCCUCAUCAACUUUACAUGGUGGGUGAAUCGUAAGGAUCCUGAUGGUAAGAAUAUAUUCUCUGGAGGUUUCCUAGGUCUUGAUAACAUUGGAGUCUUUGACAGGUCACGACCUCUACCAACAGGAGGUCAUUUGGAACAGGCCGAUGGUACAGCAUGGAUGGCUUUCUUCUGUGUUGUCAUGCUGGACAUUGCCUUAGAACUAGCCAGAACUGACCCAACAUAUGAAGACAUGGCUAGCAAGUUCUUUGAACACUUUGUAGGAAUCAUUGAUGCUAUGAAUGCCAUGUCAGGAGGUGGAGGUCUAUGGGAUGAAAAGGAUGGAUUCUACUAUGAUGUAUUGAAGACACCAACCUGUACUGUUCCUCUAAGGAUCCGCUCCAUGGUAGGCCUGAUUCCACUCUACGCCUCGCUGACAUUAGAUGAGGAAGUGAUUGAAAAACUACCUGGUUUCAAGAAGAGAUUGGACUGGUUCAUGAAGCACAGACCUGAUCUCUCAUCCCAUCUUGCCUACAUGACGCGGGAAGACACUGGCAAGGGGCGUCACCUCCUAGGCAUCCCCUCACGCAAGAACCUGAAGAAAGUACUCAAAUACAUGCUGGAUGAGGAGGAGUUCCUAUCACCAUAUGGGAUCCGAUCAUUGUCCAAGAUCCAUGCUAGUCAACCAUUCCAGUUCCAUGUUGAAGGGGAAGAGUAUCGAGUAGACUAUGUUCCAGGAGAGUCUAAUACUUAUCUAUUUGGUGGGAAUAGCAACUGGAGGGGACCCAUCUGGCUUUGUGUGAACUACCUGAUCAUUGAAUCCUUGGAGCGCUAUGACUUCUUCUACGGAGAGACCUUCAAGGUGGAGUGUCCCACAGGAUCAGGAAACAUGAUGCGUCUCAAGGAUGUUGCUAAGGAGAUAUCAUCGCGCAUUGUCAACCUUUUCUUACCGGAUGAGAGUGGGAAGAGGCCGUGCCAUGGGAGUAGCGAUCUCUAUAAGGAUGAUCCGAACUGGAAGGAUCUGGUUCUGUUCUAUGAGUAUUUCCAUGGCGAUACGGGAUGUGGUGUUGGUGCAAGCCAUCAAACCGGCUGGACAGCUGUAGUAGCAUCGUGCCUUGAGAAAGUCAAGAAGGCGUAGUAAAGAUGGCCACCUUCUUGAUUGGAUAUACGAACCCCCAUUAUACCUUUCUAUACAAGUCUUACUUCCAUAGGUAAACAUAUUUACUGUAUGCCUUUAUGCCUUUAUCAAUGCUGCAAAAACAAUGUUUUCUUUGUUUUUGAACUAAACUGGCAUAAUAAUAAUUGCGUUAUAUAUAGCUAGUACAUUUGAACUCUUUGUAGUAGUAUGGUCAACUAGUGGGACAAAUAGUGGAAUGCCACAAUUAAUUUUUUGGCACACAUAACAUACAUGUAUACAUGAACCAUGCAGUUAACAACUCAAUUAUUCAUACCCAUUGUAAAAAUUUAAUUUUUUAAAUAAUUUUUUUGUAACUCAAGAAUAAAAGGUGGACUGGUUGAAUUAGGGCUUUGGUUGAAUACAUUUAGAUGUAAGCUUUAAUAUGUCACAUUCUCAAGAAAGUUAGAUCCGGAAAAAAUUAACUUUUCACGUUACAAAACUUACAAUAUUUAGUAAGGGUAUGAAUAAUUUACUUAAGAAAAUCAUAUAUUUUUAUAGAAAGAGGUAGAUAAGCUUAUUUAGUUUUGUAGAUUCUAAAUCAUGUAUUUCUUCAUAUGUGUAGCUUAUCAGCAGCAUACUAGUUAUAAUUUAAUAAGCGCUCCAAUUCUACAUUUCACAAAACUUUGACAUUUACAUAUAUUCAGGCACACGUAAGCACUAACACAUGAACUUGCACGUGCACAUACAUAAACAAGAACAUAAAUAACAAGUUUUCACAAAAGACAUUCAUUUACAUAAUAUUCAAACUAAAUGCAUUUCAUGUUAUGCCUUUAAAAAAAAAAAUUCCUUUAUCAUGUGGCUGUUAUAUAUAUAUAUAUAUAUUGUAGUUUGGUCGCCUAAAUCGGUUGCUUCUUUGAGGGUGUCAUCACAUUCAAGCUCUGGCUGAAGAUGGCGGGUGCCCUGCAUUUUUCAAUUUUGAAAUAAUUAGUCAACUAUGCAUUUUUUUUAAAGUUGAUUUAUAACAUGAUUAUAUAUAUGUAUUCUGACUUUUGUUUGUGUUAAAUUUAAUUGUGAUAAUAUUAUAAUUCUAUCCAUUGAUAUAUAUAUAUAUACGGUAACACUUCUUGAUUUCACACUAGCAUGAUCGAGUGCUAGAUUUAUAGAGAUUUAAAGUUGAUAUAGUUCUACUUUAUCAUACAUUUUUAUGCUAGAAUGUUCUAGUAUUAUCACUAUAGAGAGAACUGGAAUAUAUAUAUUUUACAGGGUUGGAAAAGUCUCUUAUGUGAUGUGCUGUAUGUGCUCUAUGUGCUCGCUCAAAUGUUCAUCAGAAUAUGUUUUGGCUAAUAAUUCCUUUGAACCUUGACCUUAUGUAGAUGGGUUUUUCCAACUGUUAGUGUGCUCUCAAUUCCAUCUAUUUAUUUAUGGAAACAAUAUGAACAGGGUGGUAAUGUCAUAUUAUAUAUUAUUACUACAACAUUGAGAAAUAGUCAAUAGUUUUCUACUUUUGUUAUGCAUUUUUUUUAGUUGUAUGAGUGUCUAUAAUUCAAGCACUUUGUUCAGCAAUAUUUUUUUCAGCAUUAAAAAGAAACAGGUAGAUAUAGUUUUGAUGCAAUUUUUUUUCUUCUUCAAUAACGAAUGAUUAGCCACACUUAUGGAAUUGACCGAAGUUGAUAUUUGUAUUUCACUUGACGGCGUCAAGCAGACCUGAUUUGAAAUGUAUUAAUUAAAGGCUAUGUUUAUACCAUACAGGCUCUACUUUUUUUAAUUUAACUUUUCUUUAUCUUGUAAAGAAUUUUCUGUUUCUGUCUUGAUAAAUUGUUGCAAUGUCAGGAAAAACUCUUACAAUUUUAUUUCUGAGCCAUUGAGUUCAUUUAACAAUAUACAGAUAUGUAAUGAAACCAUAUAUUUAUAACACUCAUUUACAAAGCAUUAGGUUGGUAAACUAUAGUGUACAUUAUAAUUUUUGUGUGCAAACUAUUGGCAGCAUAUUCAAGCAAUUUUUCUGAAGGUUUGUAAUGUUUUUUUAUUUACACAUGUGUUGUGACAACUAACAAUAGAAUUAUGUACAGUUUACUGUAAUGGGUAGACUGGGUAGAGCCAUACCAGAGCCAUUGUAAUAAUUGUUUGUGAAUUUGGUUUUAUGAAAGUUUUUUGAUAACCGAUUACACAGUUACAUUAUGUGGUGAUAUUGGUUUAUGAAAUGUGCAUUAUCAUUUUUCUAUUAUUCCAACUGGCUUGAACUCUUCUGUGCACGAGCCGCUUGCGGUGAGUUCACUAGUGCACACCAUCUGAAGAUACCGAGCGUGCACUGCAUUUACAUUAUGCACAACAGGGUCUAGUGUGCGUUAUUUUGUUAAUAAGAUAGCGACACAUGAAAAUCAAAACAAACAAAAGUCUAGAUCUAAGGUUAGAGUCUACGAGAGUUAGACUUAGAUAUAUUUGGUUCUAGAAACUGAAAAGAUAAGGCCUUGCUACUUGCUCUACGCGUACGUACGCUGAUACUUUUCGCUGCGCUUUUUUCGCACUUCGUUCAGACUGCACAAAAAAGUUGCUUAUUAUGUGACGCGUUUUGACCAAUCACAAUGCUUAAAAUACUAGAGCUAUUUUAUGAAUACAAAAUAUUGACCAGGCUCGGCUCUACUUGCACACACAAUGCAAGGAAGUGAUAGAUGCUCAUGAAAUUAACAAUCGAUGCACGCAGUGGAUAGGAUACACACAUUUCUUUUAGAUUGGUAAAUUUUGCCACAUUUACAAAUACAUUCUGAACAGGAUAUUUUGUUAGAAUGUCCCGUUUUGAGAAUCCACGAGUUGCAUGCGGUAUAUAAAACAAAUAUUGACUGCUGAAUUUGUUAGGUCAUGGUUAAAACUAUAGAGGUAAUAAACUAAUAGAGUAUAAAAGCUAUAGAUUAUACUACGCGUCUCAACUUCAUCUCGUGGCACAGUACAGUGUUGAGAUUAACUUGGGCUAUAGUUUUAAUCGUGCCCCUCAAAGCAGUCAAUAUUUGUAUACUAUUGUAGGAGCUGGACAUACCGUGCUCUGGUCAUGAGAACCAGCUUGAGAUUAAAUCACAUUGAUAGUUAGAAAUCCUAUGGAUUAGUAUGUUCUCUCUAUAAUUACAAUAUUUCUUUUUUCCUAAUGUUAUCUGUCAAUAUACUUAAAAGGUUAGAACAUGAAGAAUGAAAAAAUAUUAAA
This is a messenger RNA of Strongylocentrotus purpuratus (purple sea urchin), 5941 nucleotides long. RefSeq lists its product as uncharacterized. The transcript is spliced from 15 exons. Bases 106 to 2769 code for a protein of 887 amino acids. Gene Ontology annotation, molecular function: Glc3Man9GlcNAc2 oligosaccharide glucosidase activity. Gene Ontology annotation, biological process: protein N-linked glycosylation; oligosaccharide metabolic process. NCBI's taxonomy places the organism in Eukaryota, Metazoa, Echinodermata, Echinoidea, Camarodonta, Strongylocentrotidae. The record is from RefSeq and is a predicted model, not a curated record. Gene Ontology annotation, cellular component: endoplasmic reticulum membrane.